AAGAAACUGAACGGUGUGCCUUCGUGCGCUGGCAAAUAAGAAGGGUAUUUGGCGCAAAAACUCAACAGAGGAGUCAAUUACUGAAAUCACGAAAAAACCAGCAAAAACCUUUCAUCCAUGUCUAUCUACCAUUCAAAACACAGAAAGUGUUGAGACUUUGCGACUUUGAAAAAAGACACACACAAUUCCCAAACCCAUCUCCAUAUCCCUCACUAAUACUAACAGUUGUAAUAUAGGAAGGAAGAGGCGAGCACACUCUCUCUCUCUCUCUCUGUGAAUCAUGUCUCUAUUUCUCUCUCAAUUAUAAUUGGCAAUUCAAUUGCCUCUUUUUCUCAUAAUUUCAUCACAAACAUGUCCUCGGAAUCUUCUGCUACGACGGCGGCAGCGGCUGAGUCCCAUGCGCCGCUCCUCCUGCCCCGCCAGGCGAGCAGCGGCCGCGACUCCUCCGACCUCGGCCCCAUGUGGAACACGGCGUUCGUGGUGGUGUCGGUGGCGAUGCUGAUAUGGACAGACCAUGAGCACCCAAACACGCCGAUCCGGCUGUGGAUCUGUGGAUAUGCGCUGCAGUGUUUCGUGCAUGUGGUGUUGGUGUGGGUUGAGUACCAGAGAAGGAAUAAUAUUGCUCGGAGGAUCAGUAGAAGAAACCAGGACGCCCAGCAGAACCAGCACCAGGUCGAAAUCGAUGCAAAUGAUACCGACGAUGAAGAAGCAGCAGCAGCAGCUAGGGAUUUGGCGAUUUCCACGCGCUCCAGUCUCUCUAAACGAUGCGAAACAGUGAAUACAAUGGCAUCAUUUCUCUGGUGGAUAGUUGGCUUUUAUUGGGUAGUCUCUGGCGGUGAAGUUCUUCUGCAAAAUGCUCCACGUUUGUACUGGUUGGCUGUGGUUUUUCUGGCAUUUGAUGUCUUCUUUGCCAUCUUUUGUGUUGUUCUGGCAUGUUUGAUUGGAGUUGCUCUUUGUUGCUGUUUGCCAUGCAUCAUUGCAAUUCUUUAUGCGGUUGCUGGACAGGAAGGUGCAUCUGAAGCAGAUCUCAGUAUUCUUCCAAAAUACAGAUUUCGAUCGAGCAGUGAGGAAAAAUCUAGUGUUGGAGCAGGGAAAAUGAUUCCAGUAGAAACAAGCAGUGGGUACUUAGCAAUUGAGCGUAUACUUUUACCUGAGGAUGCGGAAUGUUGUAUAUGUCUCAGCCCCUAUGAGGAUGGUACAGAGCUUCACACUCUUCCCUGUAAUCAUCAUUUCCACGCUACUUGCAUUGUGAAAUGGCUUAAAAUGAAUGCAACAUGUCCUCUCUGCAAGUACAACAUUCUCAAGGGAAAUGAACCGGUUUGAAGGAUCAACAGGACAUUGCAAGUGGUUGGUUCUGCACAGAGUGGCGUAUGUACAGAAAUGUCAAGGCAUAAAGAGCAAAGAUUUUAAAUAUUUAUUGAUAUUGAAUUACAGCAUAGUUCACUAGACCUCAUUUUGUCUGUUUUCCGGCCAUUUGGAGUCGUAUUGAUUCUUUCUGUUUUCGUCUGUGCUGUUUCAUGCCUGUGCAAAGAUGGAGAAAAAGAUACAGGCUUCAACAUCUUAAUGUGUUACCUAGGGUUCCUUUCUUAGCAAGGAAAACGAUUGUUUUGCAUAUUUAUUACGUAUUUCUGUUGAUAUGAGGUUGCUAAGAAUGUGUGGUGUAACUCGGUUAUUCGGGCAA
Messenger RNA from Prunus mume (Japanese apricot), 1681 nucleotides. NCBI's taxonomy places the organism in Eukaryota, Viridiplantae, Streptophyta, Magnoliopsida, Rosales, Rosaceae. The record is from RefSeq and is a predicted model, not a curated record.